AGCAUGGACCGCUUCUUCGCGAUGCUGGAGGGGAGAGGUCCACCUUCCGGAGAACCUGCCCUUCCCAGAGGGUGGAGGCUGCAGGAGGAGGUGGAGGAAGAGGGAAGGGCAUCCAGACUCCUGGCUGCCAUGGCGCAGGAGUCGCUGACGUUCCGGGACGUGGCCGUGCACUUCACCUGGGACGAGUGGAGCCGCCUGAACCCCGCACAGAGGAGCCUCUACCGGGAGGUGAUGCUGGAGACCUUUGAGAACCUCGUGUCCCUGGGGCUGCCCGUGUCCAAGCCUCGGGUCAUCUGCCAGCUGGAGAGAGGAGAAGCCCCAUGCCUGCCCGAGUCAGAGGUGCUGGCCGGCCCUGGUCCAGAUCCCUUCUAUUCAAGAACUAAGUAUGAAAUAAAUGACUGGAUUCCAAAGCCCAGCCUCUUUAUGGGAGCAUCAUUCAAGAAAAGCACAACGACCAAGAAUGAUCCCUGGCAUUCCAAGAUAUUAGAAGCUUGGGAACUCGAUGCCAUGGUAGAGGGCCAGAAAGGUAACCAAGAAUUACAAUCCCAAACAAUCCCAGUGACCUCCAGAAAACCUUUUAAUAAAGCAAGCAUCCCCGAAUGCAAUGCAGUCGAGCGGAGUUUUGGUCUAGAGUCGAUCUUUGAUCCACAACAGAGAGUCUCUACAGAGAAGAGUCUUCAUAAAUAUAAUGCUCUUGUCAAGAGCUUCAAGCAGUUCUCAGACUUAAUUGAUUGUAAUAGACUCUCCUUAGGAAAGAAGCUUUGUAAAUAUAAUAAAUCGAAGAAUCCUUUCAGUUACCACUCAGACCUCAUUCAGCUCCAUAGAAUGUAUAAUGGCGAAAAGAUAUAUGAAUGUAAUGAAUGUGGGAAAACUUUUGGGAAAAAAGCAUACCUUACUCAACACCAGAGAAUUCAUACUGGGGAAAAACCCCAUAAAUGCAAUGUAUGUGGAAAAGCCUUCAGUCAUAGGGAAAAUCUUACUCAUCAUAAGAGAAUUCAUACAGGAAAGAAACCCUAUCAGUGUAACGAAUGUGGCAAAGCCUUCAGUCAGUGGGGAACCUUAACUGCCCAUCAGAGAAUUCAUACUGGAGAGAAGCCCUAUAUCUGUAACGAAUGUGGAAAAGCCUUUUGCCAAAGAGGAACCCUUAACGUACAUAAGAGAAUUCACACUGGAGAGAAACAUUUUGAGUGCAAAGAGUGUGGGAAAGCCUUUAGCAACAAUUCAUGCCUUAAUUUACAUCAGAGAAUUCAUACUGGAGAAAAGCCCUAUAAGUGUAAUGAAUGUGGGAAAGACUUCCGACACAGGGCAUCUUUUAUUUAUCAUAAGAGAAUUCAUACUGGUGAGAAACCCUUUGAAUGUAAUGAAUGUGGGAGAGCUUUCAGCAAGAAAGGAAAUUUCAUUGAACAUCAGAGAAUUCACACUGGAGAGAAACCCUUUAUAUGUAGUGAAUGUGGGAAAGGCUUCAUCAACAACACCCGCCUAAAUCUCCAUCAAAGAUUUCAUACUGGAGAGAGACCCCAUAAAAUUCCUGUAAAGAAACCCUUUGUGUGUAAUGAAUGUGGGAAAGCCUUUAGCCAAAAUUCAAAUCUCAUUCUACAUCAGAGAAUUCACACUGGAGAAAAACCUUUUGUGUGUAAUGAAUGUGGGAAAGCCUUCAACCAGAAGGGGAACCUUAAUGAGCAUAAGAGAAUCCAUACUGGAGAGAAACCCUUUAUCUGCAACGAAUGUGGGAGAGCCUUUAGCCGGAGAGGGCACCUUACCGAACAUAAGAUAAUUCACACCGGAGAGAAGCCCUUUGAGUGUAGUGAAUGUGGGAGAGCCUUCAGAAGGAAGAGACAUCUUACUGAACAUGUGAAAAUCCACACCCGAAAGUAACCCUUGGAAAAUGAGAAGGGAAAAAGCCCUCAGCCAGAUAAAACACCUUCAUGAACGUCAAAAAUUCAUUCAUGGUGAGAAUCCCAUUGUGUAUUAAUGAGGAAAAAGCUUCAAGAUCCUUAGGAAGAAAUUAAAGAAAAACAUGAUUCAUGGAAUAAUGAUGGGGAAAUUUGGGUGACUGAGUUCAUCUCUCACAUAAUAUUCAGAACUUAACUGCUGACUCCAGCUGCAGAACUGGAAGGGACCCUAGUGUCUUUGUAAUCUAGCAGCCUCAUUUUCUUU
Molecule: messenger RNA, 2157 nt
Organism: Gracilinanus agilis (Agile Gracile Mouse Opossum)
Lineage: Eukaryota; Metazoa; Chordata; Mammalia; Didelphimorphia; Didelphidae
Product: zinc finger protein 2 homolog
Exons: 6
Coding region: 4-1875 (623 amino acids)
Biological process (GO): regulation of transcription by RNA polymerase II
Molecular function (GO): RNA polymerase II cis-regulatory region sequence-specific DNA binding; DNA-binding transcription factor activity
Source: RefSeq, a predicted model, not a curated record